AAGAACAGAGAAAAGUCGCUAGUCAAAUCUGUGAACAAACUCUGAAAAAAACUGAAGCAUUCGAUGAAAUUUCCCUACAUACGAGUUCUUUAUAUGGUUGGAAGGAGAAGUACUAAUGUAUUGUCCAGUGUAUCUUUCAAUUAUUGUUCCGUCUAACUAAUCAUCUCCUGAAAUAUACACACUUGAGCAUUCCAUGGCUUUAGCGUUGCCAAAUCCUCUCCCCAGCUCGUUGCUUCUUCUUCUGUUGAUGAUGGCAUGUUCUACCUCAGCUCAAACUUACAGAAACCAAUCCUUAGGCUCAUCCUUGACAGCGCAGGACGGUGGUUCUUCCUGGGCAUCGCCUUCUGGUGACUUUUCUUUUGGCUUCCAACGGAUUGAAAAUGGGGGUUAUCUACUAGCCAUCUGGUUCAGCAACAUACCAGAAAAAACCAUUGUCUGGGCAGCCAAUCGAAAUAAUCUAGUGCCAAGACGAUCCAAAGUUGAGCUUACUACAGACGGCCAAUUUGUGCUCAACGACCCAGAAGGCAAAGAGAUAUGGAGAGCUGAUUUAGAGCGUUCCGAUACCGUUGCCUAUGCAGCCAUGCUUGACAGCGGAAACUUGGUGCUGGCAACCCAGAAUUCUGUGCUUUUGUGGCAGAGCUUUAAUCAUCCAACUGAUACAAUAUUACCCACAAACACCAUUGCUCGGCUCGGAAAACUUGUUGCACGUUACUCGGAAACGAAUUACUCAAACGGAAGAUUCCAGUUCUCACUGCAAUCGAAUGGAAAUCUUGUACUUCAAACUAUAGAUUUUCCAUUGAACUCUGCUAAUUCUGAUUAUUGGUCAAGCGAAACUGUGGGCAGUGGUUUUCGGGUUGUCUUCGACCAGUCUGGUUUUAUAUACAUUGCAGCAGUAAACGGAAGCAUAGUUAAUAAUAUAUCAUCGAAUGCCGGAUCUACGCAAGACUUUUAUCAGAGAGCGAUUCUUGAAUAUGACGGAGUUUUUAGGCAUUAUGUAUACCCAAAAAGCCAUAAUAUUUCGAAUUCCAUGAGUUGGCCUUUGGCUUGGUCCCCUAUGUCCGACUUCAUACCUUCUAAUAUCUGCACAGACAUAACGGACGCGACAGGCGGUGGAGCUUGUGGUUUCAACAGCUACUGCCAACUAGGAGAUGAUCAAAGACCUUUUUGCAUAUGCCCAGAAGGAUACGCUUACAUUGAUCCAGAUGAUGUAAGGAAAGGAUGUAAAGCGAACUUUAUCCAACAAAGUUGUAAUGAAUCAUUUCCGGAAACGGAUCUUUUUUACCUUCAGCCCAUGCUAAAUACAGAUUGGCCCCUAUCUGAUUAUGAACAUUUUCAAGGCCAAACUGAGGAUUGGUGCAGGAAUGCUUGCUUGGGUGAUUGUUUCUGCGCUGUUGCCAUUUUCAGAAACGGAGAGUGUUGGAAGAAGAAAUUUCCACUCUCGAAUGGAAGGAAGGACUCCAGUGUUGGAGGAAAUGCCCUGAUCAAAAUACGGAAAGAUGAUUCAACUUCCAAGCCUUCAGAUGCAGAUUCUAAGAAGAAAGAUCGUUCAACUCUGAUCCUUAUUGGAUCUGUGCUCUUAAGCAGCUCGGUGUUUUUCAACCUACUCUUGCUGUUGGCGGCCUUUCUGGCUGUCUUUCGCUUCGAUUAUUUUAAGCCAAAGGUCGUUCAAAUAUACCCAGUGAUGCCAGGCAUGAACCUGCGAAAUUUCACCUAUGAGGAACUAACAAAAGCUACAGAAGGAUUCAAGGAAGAGCUGGGGCAUGGUGCUUUUGCAACAGUUUAUAAAGGGGCCCUAGAAUCUGAUCGUGGUAAGCCUGUUGCAGUUAAAAAGUUGAACAAUAUCGUGACACAAGGGGAUCUGGAGUUCAAAGCAGAAGUGAGUGCUAUUGGCAGAACAAAUCACAAAAAUUUGGUACAACUGCUUGGUUUCAGUAAUGAGGGGCAGCACAGGCUUAUUGUAUAUGAAUUCAUGAGCCGUGGUUCUCUAGCAAACUUCCUCUUUGGAGGUUCACGGCCUAACUGGUACCAAAGAAUACAAAUUGCAUUAGGAACUGCAAGAGGGCUCUUGUACUUGCAUGAAGAGUGCAGCACCCAGAUCAUACAUUGCGAUAUCAAGCCACAGAACAUCCUUUUGGAUGAGUCUUUGACAGCAAGAAUUUCUGACUUUGGAUUAGCCAAGCUUUUGAAGACAGACCAGACUCGGACUAUGACCGGAAUCAGGGGAACCAAAGGGUAUGUGGCCCCUGAAUGGUUCAGAAACAUGCCCGUUACAGUCAAGGUGGAUGUUUACAGCUUUGGGAUAUUGCUGCUAGAGAUCAUCUGCUGCCGGAAGAGUUUUGAAGCAGAUGUACAGAAUGAGGAUCAGAUGAUACUUGCUGAUUGGGUGUAUGACUGCUAUAAAGAGAGGAAACUGGAUCUCUCAUUGGGGAAUGAUGAGGAAGCAAUGUCUGACAUGAAGAGAGUGGAGAGAUAUGUGAUGAUUGCAAUAUGGUGCAUUCAGGAGGAUCCAUCGCUAAGGCCAACAAUGAAGAAAGUCAUACAGAUGAUGGAAGGAGCUGUUGAAGUGCCAGUUCCUCCAGAUCCAUCCUCAUUUAUUAGUUCAAUCUAGAUUUAAUUCAAACUUAAAUUACGUUCCCAGUUGUUCAGUUCUCUAUGCAUAUUCAGUUGUCAAUACUAUCAGUGUGGCAAGUUGA
Messenger RNA from Juglans microcarpa x Juglans regia, 2693 nucleotides. Its product is annotated as G-type lectin S-receptor-like serine/threonine-protein kinase LECRK3. The coding region runs from base 194 to 2608 and encodes 804 amino acids. The transcript has a single exon. Gene Ontology annotation, biological process: protein phosphorylation. The record is from RefSeq and is a predicted model, not a curated record. Gene Ontology annotation, molecular function: ATP binding; protein serine/threonine kinase activity. Lineage: Eukaryota; Viridiplantae; Streptophyta; Magnoliopsida; Fagales; Juglandaceae.